AUGAUCCAAUGGUACAACACAGAAUUUUUGAUUGGCUACAAAAAUUGGAUACGAUUUAUCAGUGAUCCGGAAUUUUCCGGAAUCGAAAAUUUGAAUGCGAAUGAAUUUAAUGUUGAAUACCAAAGUAAGCAUUGGCGGAAAUGUUUUUUGCAACAUCUAAUUUUUUUUCAGUUAAUGGUUCAAUUGUUGAACAACCAGUAGCUUCAUAUCCUGUUAUAUUUCCAACACAUGUUAGACAGCGGCUUGUCGCAAAAAUGCGUGAAGAACACGAAGAGAGGGAAAAUCGGCGAUUGGAAGAGGAUAGAUUGGUUAGUUCUAACCAGGGGGGAUGGUUUCUAGAAUUUUUUCAAAAAUUACUCGACAUUUUUUCUUUCACAUUUCGAUUCAGAAGUUUAUUCUAAAAAUAAAUUGCAAUUUGAAUUCUCAGAAAUUCACAAGCUUUUUUCAAAUUUUGCUAAACACCCAAAGUUCUACAGAGAAUCCAAAUAUUUUCAGAUGUUUCGUAGAUUGUAUGAACAACGAAGACAAAUGUUCAUCGAGCAAAUAAGAAGAAGCCACGAAAGAUGGGAGCAAUAUAUGCAAGGUCGUCGUUUUUGA
Caenorhabditis angaria is the source of this 597-nucleotide messenger RNA. NCBI's taxonomy places the organism in Eukaryota, Metazoa, Nematoda, Chromadorea, Rhabditida, Rhabditidae. The record is from the annotation of a GenBank genome assembly.